AGCGGCCCGCUCUCUAGACAGUGCAAGUCGCUGUCUGUGUAUGAAGUUGUAUUGUCCAUAAUAGAUUUCUUACUGGCUCGCAUUGCACUGUCUCCACGUUGUCACCACUACUGUAACGAAAACUGUGAGAGGUUGGAUCACCGAGCAUUUCAAUGGCAAUUCCUAAGAAAAUCUGCAUUAUUGGCUCUGGCAAUUGGGGCUCUGCUAUUGCCAAGAUCAUUGGUGCAAAUGCUUCUCAAAACCCCAAUUUUGACAACACAGUGAAGAUGUGGGUUUUUGAGGAGAUGAUUGAUGGACGGAAACUGACUGAGAUCAUCAACAGUGACCAUGAGAAUGUCAAGUAUCUCCCUGGACGCAAACUUCCACCCAAUGUGUUGGCUGUUCCUGACCUGGUGGAUGCCAGCAACGAAGCAGACAUCCUGGUGUUUGUCAUCCCUCACCAGUUCAUAGGGCGAGUGUGUGACACCAUGAAGGGCAAGAUCAAGAGUGAUGCACUGGGGAUUUCCCUCAUCAAGGGUGUAGACGAGGGGCCUGAUGGACUGAAGCUCAUCUCUGAAGUGAUCCAAGACAAACUAGGGAUCGCUAUGAGUGUGCUGAUGGGUGCCAACAUAGCCAACGAGGUCGCAGACGAGAAGUUCUGUGAGACCACAAUUGGAUGUAAGAAUAAGAACAAUGGGGCUUUGUUGAAAGAGCUCUUGCAGACCAAAAACUUCCGGGUCACAGUGGUGGAGGAGUCUGAUGUGGUGGAGAUCUGUGGAGCCCUGAAGAACAUUGUGGCCGUGGGUGCAGGCUUCUGUGACGGUCUGGGCUUCGGGGACAACACUAAGGCAGCAGUGAUCCGGUUAGGCCUGAUGGAGAUGAUCGCCUUUGCUCGCAUAUUCUGCACCGCUGGGCCUGUUUCCUCAGCAACCUUUCUGGAGAGCUGUGGAGUCGCUGACCUCAUCACAACCUGCUAUGGAGGUCGCAACCGCAAGGUGGCUGAAGCGUUUGCAAAGACGGGAAAGUCAAUUGAAGAGCUGGAGAAGGAGAUGUUAAACGGGCAGAAGCUCCAGGGACCAGCAACAGCAGCAGAAGUCCAUCUCAUCCUAAAGAACAAAAACCUGGUUGAUGAGUUCCCCCUGUUCAAUGCUGUGUACCAGAUAUGCUUCCAAGGGCGACCUGUCACAGAGUUCAUCAGCUGCUUGCAGAACCACCCAGAACAUAUGUAAAUGACUAAGUGCCUUUAAAAUGGAGGAUCAUCCUUUUUUUAAACAGACUGAUAAAGCUACUCACAUCACGGCUCUGAUGCAGUAAGUAGACUCCCUUGUAAUGGUUUGAUGGAACAGUAAGUUGCUAUAAGACUGCAUUAGAGUAGUGGUGUGAAAUACCACUUCCUUUAUAAUUCUUUUUCAAAUCUGAAUUUUAAAAAACAACUCUUAGGCUGAACACGCACAUUGUUUUUCUUACCGUCCAAGGAAUAUGUCCUCUCUGUAUCUAAUGGCAAUUACUUUAAACUAGUUAGUCGCUUUUAUCUGAUUUGUCUAGUAUUUGCUGUUAUAAGUAUCUUAAUUCUGAGUGGGAGAUGUCUUGGCUUGUACUGUAAGCAUUUAUAAAUUAGCAUAGCAACUGUUGACAAUGCAAGUGCCUUAAACUGUCACAUUGCUAAAAAAAUAUUGGCAGUUUUAUGGUUUGUGAAACCAAAUACCUCCUCUUAAAUUCCUUCUGUGAACACUAUAACCCGUGGCUUGUAUGUAAAAGUUUGUGAAAAGUAACAUUGCCUUUGCAGUAAAUGAUUAACUCUGA
Hypomesus transpacificus is the source of this 1782-nucleotide messenger RNA. Its product is annotated as glycerol-3-phosphate dehydrogenase [NAD(+)], cytoplasmic. Lineage: Eukaryota; Metazoa; Chordata; Actinopteri; Osmeriformes; Osmeridae. The record is from RefSeq and is a predicted model, not a curated record. Gene Ontology annotation, molecular function: protein homodimerization activity; NAD binding; glycerol-3-phosphate dehydrogenase [NAD(P)+] activity. Gene Ontology annotation, cellular component: glycerol-3-phosphate dehydrogenase (FAD) complex; cytosol. The transcript is spliced from 8 exons. Gene Ontology annotation, biological process: glycerol-3-phosphate catabolic process; carbohydrate metabolic process. Bases 153 to 1208 code for a protein of 351 amino acids.